GGGAGGCGGCAGCGGUUAGAGGCUUCGCCGGGCUUUGCAGCGGGGACUUCGGUGGCGGCGACGGCGGCGGCGGCGCCUCAGGCACCUCGGCCCUGACACAAUGAGGCGAGUGGUACGACAGAGCAAGUUUCGGCAUGUAUUUGGACAAGCGGUGAAAAAUGACCAGUGUUAUGAUGACAUCCGGGUUUCUCGAGUGACCUGGGAUAGUUCCUUUUGCGCUGUCAAUCCCAGAUUUGUUGCCAUUAUCAUAGAAGCGAGUGGGGGAGGAGCGUUCCUUGUGCUCCCUUUGCACAAGACUGGUCGGAUUGACAAAUCCUACCCCACAGUAUGUGGCCACACAGGACCAGUGCUUGACAUAGACUGGUGCCCACAUAAUGAUCAAGUCAUUGCCAGUGGCUCAGAGGACUGCACGGUUAUGGUGUGGCAGAUCCCAGAAAAUGGACUUACCCUCUCCCUGACCGAACCGGUGGUGAUUUUAGAAGGCCACUCAAAGAGAGUCGGCAUCGUGGUCUGGCAUCCGACUACCCGCAAUGUACUUCUUAGCGCAGGCUGUGAUAAUGCCAUCAUCAUCUGGAAUGUGGGGACGGGGGAAGCCCUUAUAAACUUGGAUGAUAUGCAUUCAGACAUGAUUUACAACGUAAGCUGGAACCGGAAUGGCAGUCUGAUCUGUACAGCUUCCAAAGACAAGAAAGUGAGAGUAAUCGAUCCUAGGAAACAAGAGAUUGUUGCUGAGAAGGAGAAAGCACAUGAAGGAGCAAGACCUAUGAGAGCCAUCUUUCUGGCUGACGGGAAUGUCUUUACCACUGGUUUCAGCCGCAUGAGUGAGCGGCAGCUGGCUCUCUGGAAUCCGAAAAAUAUGCAGGAACCAAUCGCUCUUCAUGAAAUGGACACUAGCAAUGGGGUGUUGCUGCCCUUCUAUGACCCCGACACCAGUAUCAUUUACUUAUGUGGAAAGGGUGACAGCAGUAUUCGCUAUUUUGAGAUCACAGAUGAAUCCCCGUACGUCCACUACCUCAACACAUUCAGCAGCAAGGAGCCUCAGAGAGGGAUGGGCUACAUGCCCAAGAGGGGACUUGAUGUUAACAAAUGUGAGAUUGCCAGAUUCUUCAAACUUCAUGAGAGAAAGUGUGAGCCUAUUAUCAUGACUGUUCCCAGGAAGUCCGACCUUUUCCAAGAUGACCUGUAUCCUGACACAGCGGGGCCUGAAGCAGCGCUGGAGGCAGAGGAGUGGUUUGAGGGGAGGAAUGCAGAGCCAGUCCUCAUCUCCUUAAAGCAUGGAUACAUUCCCGGCAAAAACAGGGAUCUCAAGGUGGUCAAGAAGAACAUUCUGGAUAGCAAGCCCACUGCAAAUAAGAAGUGUGACCUGAUCAAUGUCCCUAAGAAAACCCCAGACAUGGCCAGUGUGCACAACGAAGCCAAGUUGGAUGAGAUUUUAAAAGAGAUCAAAUCUAUAAAAGACACAAUCUGCAAUCAAGAUGAGCGCAUUUCCAAGUUAGAACAGCAGAUGGCGAAGAUCGCAGCCUGAAGGUCCACCCCCCCACCCCCAAAAUGGGAGCAGGAACUUGUGCUUGGUAGCUGGUUGUUGGCGUGGUCCCAGGGAGGGCGAAAGGGAGGCACUGCCAUUCGGAGACAUUCUGUGUCACAUUUGUCAACCAGCGAUAGGCCACAUUCCAGUAAGAACUCAAUUCGUCUCUCAAAUUUGCAGAAACAAAAUGUGAUUUAAAAUAGCUGAGCUUUUUAUCAGAAAGCUUUUUUGAUGUUUUAAGUGUUAUGUGACUUGUCGAACUUUUAAAAGACAAAAGUGCUACUUUUAAAAUCCCAGAUAUUCUGAAUUUUAGAAAACCAACCAAUUCUGAUUCAGUGUCAUGCCCAAGUACCUUUUUUUUAUGAAUAGGGACCAAUGCCACAUUGCUUUUUAUAUUUCUUUUUUUUUAAUGUUGCCAAAACCAAAAGUAGCUUCCCCCCCCCCCCUUGUAUUUUACUACUUUGCAGUAUUUGUGUGUGUGUGUGUGGUUUUUUUUUCCUUAAUUUGAAAGGGACAGCACUGUGUAUGUUUAUAAACUAAAUGAAGAUAAGAUAUUAUUUUGUAUACACGUUCAUCUGAGAACAAUCAGAGCAGUAGCCACAUGGUGCUGGCUCGUUUGCAGCACAAACCUGGUCAUCCUCAUGACUGUACAGAAGGAAGACUUGAAAAAUCACGUGGGUUCGCAUCACCACCCUCUCCUUUCAUGGAGUCUUCUGAUCAAAAAAGCUCCUAUUGUAUUGUUUCCUUUCUUCCCUCUCUCUUUUCUAGAAACUGGGUGGUUGUACCAGAAUGGAAUUUCACUUCUUGAUUAUCCUGUGCUUCAGAUGAUUAUAAUCUAACCUAAACUA
Messenger RNA from Neomonachus schauinslandi (Hawaiian monk seal), 2373 nucleotides. It is a transcript of the gene CORO1C, whose product is annotated as coronin 1C. Gene Ontology annotation, molecular function: actin filament binding. Gene Ontology annotation, biological process: neural crest cell migration; actin filament organization. NCBI's taxonomy places the organism in Eukaryota, Metazoa, Chordata, Mammalia, Carnivora, Phocidae. Bases 101 to 1525 code for a protein of 474 amino acids. The record is from RefSeq and is a predicted model, not a curated record. The transcript has 11 exons.